Messenger RNA from Fukomys damarensis (Damara mole-rat), 1189 nucleotides. RefSeq names its product acetylserotonin O-methyltransferase (gene Asmt). The transcript has 9 exons. The record is from RefSeq and is a predicted model, not a curated record. NCBI's taxonomy places the organism in Eukaryota, Metazoa, Chordata, Mammalia, Rodentia, Bathyergidae. Bases 1 to 1188 code for a protein of 395 amino acids. Gene Ontology annotation, molecular function: acetylserotonin O-methyltransferase activity. Gene Ontology annotation, biological process: methylation; melatonin biosynthetic process.
AUGACGGGUCCUGCACCGUGCAGAGCCCUGAAGAAACUGAAGACACCGACGCCCGACGGCGAUUCCACCCCUAAGUGUCUGCGCAGCACGAUGUCCACCACUGACCGGACGGAGGCAUGCGAUGUGCUCGGCCCGGUGGAAUAUUACACGGUCGUGAAAAACCGGCCCAAGGCACCUGCUACAACAGGGCUGGUCCUCGGCCACGUGGUGGCGACAGAAGUCACGUCUCGGGGUGUGACAGGAUGCUGUCAGCUCUGGGAAAGUGCAGUCAGCGACACCAGACCCUCACUAAAGGAGAUCGCUGAUGCCCGGCUUGACAAGGUUGUAUUUGCUGCCUGUGAGCUGGGGGUGUUCGACCUGCUGGCCACCGCCCCAGGACCCCUGGAUGUGGGCACGGUUUGCACACGUCUGGGCACCAGUUUCCACGGGACAGAGCUGCUGCUGGAUGCCUGUGUGGCCCUAAAGCUGCUGACGGCAGAAACGAGGACAGGAAAAGCUGUCUACGGAAACACAGAGCUGUCCGGCGCCUACCUCACCAGCCUCAGCCCGACGUCCCAGGUGCACAUGCUGCUGUACCUGGCCAGGACCACCUACCGCUGCUGGGGGCACCUGGCUGAGGCCGUGAGAGAAGGGAAGAAUCAGUACGAGAAGGCUUUCGCUGUUCCCUCUGGUGACCUCUUCACAGCCAUCUACAGGUCCGAGGGUGAGCGGUUGCUGUUCAUGCGAGGGCUCCAGGAGGUGUGGAGCGUCAGCGGGAGCCGUGUGCUGGCCGCCUUCGACCUGUCCCGGUUCCCACACAUCUGUGACCUCGGGGGAGGCUCCGGGGCCCUGGCCAGGGUGUGCGCCUCCCUGUACCCUGCGGCGAAGGUCACGGUGUUUGACACCCCGGAAGUCGUGGGCACGGCAGAGACUCACUUCCCGGCGCCCACGGAGGGACAGCUGGUUUUCCAGGCAGGUGAGGCGGCGUGGGAGACUCGUUUCCGUGGGGGAAGCAGCGCUCCAGGUGCCGUGCAGGGGGCCUGUGGGGACCCCCGCGGGUUCAGCGCGGUUUCCUCCGCUCUCUGGUUCCUCUCACCCCGUAAGGUCUGUGACUACCAGUACCGCGCGCUCCUGGCCUCCGCCGGCUUCGGGGGCUUCCAGCUGAAGAGGACCGGGGGCCCGUACGACGCCAUGCUGGCCCGCAAGUGAC